Molecule: messenger RNA, 1336 nt
Organism: Oryza brachyantha (malo sina)
Lineage: Eukaryota; Viridiplantae; Streptophyta; Magnoliopsida; Poales; Poaceae
Product: zinc transporter 2-like
Exons: 4
Coding region: 29-1141 (370 amino acids)
Biological process (GO): zinc ion transmembrane transport
Cellular component (GO): membrane
Molecular function (GO): zinc ion transmembrane transporter activity
Source: RefSeq, a predicted model, not a curated record
CACCCGGUCGAACACAACACCUGCGUCCAUGGGCGGAGGCAGGGGAGCCCGCGGUGGCGGCGGCAGCCUCCACCUCCUCCUCCUCGUCGUGUUUGUCUGGCUCUGCGCCACCGCGACCACCGCGUGGGCGCACGGAGGCGGCGGCAGAGGGGCCGAUUCCGACGCGGACGGCGGUGGCGAGGGGGAGGGGAAGCCGGACCUGCGGGCGAGGGGCCUGGUGGCGGCGAAGCUGUGGUGCAUGCUGGUGGUGUUCGCCGGCACGCUGGCCGGAGGGGUGUCCCCCUACUUCAUGCGGUGGAACGAGGCGUUCCUGGUGCUGGGCACGCAGUUCGCGGGGGGCGUCUUCCUCGGCACCGCCAUGAUGCACUUCCUCAGCGACGCCAACGAGACGUUCCGCGACCUCCUCCCCGACAGCGGGUACCCCUACGCGUUCAUGCUCGCCUGCGCCGGCUACGUCCUCACCAUGUUCGCCGACUGCGCCAUCUCCUCCGUCGUCGCGCGCGGCGCCGCCGCUGCCGCCACCACCGCAGCCGCAGGAGGGCUGGAGGAGGGCAAGCUGAGCAGCACAAAUGGCAACGUCUCUGACCCGCCAGCAGCUGACGCCGCGGCGCGUCACGGGUCGUCGCCCGACGGCCACUCCGUGGCGUCCAUGCUGCGGAACGCGAGCACGCUCGGCGACAGCGUGCUGCUCAUCGCCGCGCUCUGCUUCCACUCCGUCUUCGAGGGCAUCGCCAUCGGAGUCGCCGAGACGAAGGCCGACGCAUGGAAGGCGCUGUGGACGAUCAGCCUGCACAAGAUCUUCGCGGCGAUCGCCAUGGGCAUCGCGCUGCUCCGGAUGCUCCCGAACCGGCCGUUCCUCUCCUGCUUCGGCUACGCCUUCGCCUUUGCCGUCUCCAGCCCCGUCGGCGUCGCCAUCGGCAUCGUCAUCGACGCCACCACGCAGGGCCCGGUGGCCGACUGGAUCUUCUCCGUCUCCAUGGGCAUCGCUACGGGCAUCUUCAUCUACGUCUCCAUCAACCACCUCCUCAACAAGGGGUACAGGCCGCAGAGCCCCGUCGCCGCCGACACGCCCGCCGGGAGGCUGCUCGCCGUCGUUCUGGGCGUCGCCGUCAUCGCCGUCGUCAUGAUAUGGGACACCUGAUCCUUGAUCAUUGCGGACGAAAGCUCGGGUUCUUGCAGCAAUGUGUAAGUUCGUCGUGAAAUUAGCACGGGUAAAGUCUCAGGAUUGUAGCUUGAAUAUCAACGUUGCACCAUUGUUUACUUGUAUGGAUUUUGGGUGAGAAAUCGACCAAAAGUUCGUACGUAUGCAGACAGUAAAACACUCGAGAAAGUCAAA